Molecule: messenger RNA, 1317 nt
Organism: Trichobilharzia szidati
Lineage: Eukaryota; Metazoa; Platyhelminthes; Trematoda; Strigeidida; Schistosomatidae
Source: the annotation of a GenBank genome assembly
AUGUUGUGGGCCUGUGAGAAUUUCAUAUAUUUAUCGAUAGAUUUCGUGAGAAGGUUAGUCGGCGGUUUAAGAGUCAAGCGUGGCCUUGGGCGUAGAGGUUUCUAUCCAAUCAGUCAUUUCCUGCUAGUGAUGGAUGCUUUCCUUAGUGCAUUUAAACAAAAACCUAAGGAAAGUAAAGGACGUGUAAAAGGCCGGAAACAUGUUCCUUGGGUUGAAAAAUACCGACCAAAAACAAUAAAUGAAGUUGCGUACCAAACAGAAGUUGUUAGUGUGCUGCAAAAAUGUGUUGAGGGAUCUGAUUUGCCAAAUCUGCUAUUUUAUGGGCCUCCAGGAACAGGAAAAACAUCUCUCAUAUUGGCUUUAGCUCGGCAGCUAUUCGGCUCACGAUACUCAGAACGUGUUUUGGAACUGAAUGCUAGUGAUGAACGAGGUAUCAGUGUCAUUCGAGAGAAGGUGAAAGCGUUUGCUCACAUUGCUGUCAGUAGCUCUGGUUCGGGUCAACAUAAUGUUCCACCAUACAAAUUAAUUAUUUUGGAUGAAGCUGAUUCUAUGACAGCACCUGCUCAGGCUGCUUUACGGCGUACAAUGGAGACUGAAAUGCGAACAACACGUUUCUGCCUAACGUGUAAUUAUGUUACGCGUAUUAUCGAACCAAUUACAAGUCGUUGUGCAAAAUUUAGAUUUCGUCCAUUGGAUAAUGAAAUUGCACGGGAUCGCCUACGGCAUAUUUCAGAUGCAGAGGGUUUAUCAAUUAGUGAUGAAACAUUGGAUCACUUACUGUCACUUUGUCAUGGUGAUCUACGUCAAGGUAUUACAAUGCUACAAUCAGUUCAUCAGUUAAUAAUGUCAUCAAAGAAUUCCGGCAACGAUACUUCUUCUAAUUUAUCAAUUACACCAAAAGAGUUAGAUGAAGCUGCAGCUGUGGUGCCUAGUGAACUGAUUAAACAAUUAAUGAAAACAUCAGAAAAUGGUAAUUUCGAUGAAUUACAAAUAAUCAUAAAAAAUCUAUUGUUGGAAGGUUAUUCAGCUCAUCAAACUAUUUAUCAGUUACACGAUUAUAUAAUCAAUUUAGAAAAACUAUCCUGCAAUCAGAAAGCAUCCAUUCUGGAAUCUUUGGCUCUCGCUGAUUCUCGAUUAAUUGAUGGUGCUGAUGAAUAUCUACAACUGUUGGCCGUUGGAGGUAAUCUACUGAAGACAAUUCAGACAGUCUAACAGAUAAACUAUGCAUUAUUUCCAAUAUUACUAUUAUUACUAUUAAGAUUAAUAAUUCUUUCGUGAAACUGAAAUUAUUAAUGAUAAUAAAUGUUUUAUAUCUAA